Molecule: messenger RNA, 2998 nt
Organism: Amborella trichopoda
Lineage: Eukaryota; Viridiplantae; Streptophyta; Magnoliopsida; Amborellales; Amborellaceae
Source: RefSeq, a predicted model, not a curated record
UAGUGCAAAGUUGCCAGAAGGUGAGUUGCCUAUCACCAUACUCUUUGAGUGUUCUUCCUGGUUCUCUCUUGCCUAGAAUAAAUUUUCCUAGGUGAAAAGUAUUAAGUUUUACUAGUUCAAUAGUUUUCUGCUCAAACGAUUAUUGAGUGUAUAGGGUUCGAGUCCAAGAUACAAGACUUAAAAAUUUUCUUUAAUACAACCUUAUAAGCCAAAUGGGAGUAAGUGACUUUGAAUAUUAAAUAUCCGAAGUUAGACCUUCGUAUAUAUAAAAAGCCAAACGUGACGUAAUAGGUCCACAAAGGUCCUUAAUAGGGCCAUAAAGGUUGCAAGAAAGUGCUUCCCAAGACUUUAGGCCUUUAAAGAACCUAAUAGUUCCAUAAGGGCGUGUUUGAUAACUAGAAGAUACUUACCAAAAGAUGGAACUUACUUGUUCCUGUAGCAGUUUCAUGUUUGAUAAAAACAAGUAAGCUGCAACGAAGAGGGUAUUUGCUUGCCCCCGACUGCCCUAACCACAGAGUAGAGACCAUCUCGCGCCUUAUCUUUGCACUUAUGAGCCUCCUCACAAAGGUACAUCUCAAUUUUUUCUCUCUCUGGUUUCUCUCUCUCCCCUGAUUUUUUUCUCUCUGGUUUUUUCUCUAUCCCAUGGCUUGUUUGCUCUCUCUGAUUUUUUCUCUAGGUUCCGAACAUGGUGAAAAUGGAUCUAGGAUUUUCUCUAAAUAUUGUUUUGUGGUAAAUUGUUCUCUUUCGGGAAAAAAUAAUUUGCCUGUUUUUGUAUGGUAAACAGUUUUCUGUAGAAACCUUGGCCCUUGCCCCUCUUCCCUUCCCUUCAAGCCUUCCUUUCUCCACUCCAGCUAAAUUUCACAGUUCUCUCAUUUUCCAAUUCUUCUUUUCAUCAGGUUUCUUCUACUACACAGCAGCUGGCUGCGGAUGAGGUGGUGGAGAGUAGGCUCCCUUGCAAGGAGGCUAUGGGAAGUCCCCACACCCUCUUCACCAUAUUUCUUCUUUGAUCAUCAGUUUUACACAUCCCAUUUUCUUAAUCUCUCCAUAAUAGCAUCUUUCUCAGAGCAGCAGCUCAAGGGAGGCAUCCUUUCCUCAUCCUGUAGAAGAAUUUCUCAUCAUGAUCCCUUGAAAUUUGAAGAAGUUCAUUUAAUCUAUAAUAGGCAUGGUUUUCCUACUGCCUCCCCUCGACAACAACAUCGCCGUUUGCUUCAUUCCUUGAUUUCCACUUCCCAAGACUGUGAAAGGUCUCUCGAUUCAUUGGUUCCCCUCUUCUUUUCAUCCCCCAAAAAGAUACUGAAAUCCCAGUACUUGGAAAAGUGGGAGAGGUUUUUCUCUCAGCUGGGGAAUUUCAGCAACCGUCAGACUAUUAUUGAGAAGGUUUUGGAGCAUUCUGCGAGGUUUCAGCUCGAUCCUGUGAAGUCCCAUGAAAUUCUCGAUUUCCUUGGCACUUUUCAGGUCAGUGAUGCUGUUGUGGGGGAGAUUCUCGAAGCUUCUCCAUGGUUGAUGUUCUUGGAUUGCCAAGUGGAUUUGGAGCCCAAAGUAAAGGUUUUGAAGGAUGCAGGCAUCAGAGAGGAGUCGAUAAUUAGGAUGCUAACCAAAAGCCUUUCUAAGCUAGCAUCUAUAGGAUUGGAUGAGCUUGUACUGGAGCUUGAUUACCUCAUGGGACUGGGGUUAAGCAAAGGGCAGCUGGAUGAGGUGUUGUACGAGUUUCCUGAUAUUCUAGGACUUGGGGUUGACGCUAGGUUGAAGCCUCUGGUCUCUGAGUUAGAGAGGUUAGGUUUUCAAGGCGACAAGUGCCAAAAGGCAAUUAUGGAUGAUCCUCGUGUUUUUGGCAUGGAGAUUGGAGGGGAGCUCUCUCGAUGCUUUAAUUUGUUGAAGAAUUUGAAAUGCAGGCCAUUGAUUAAGGCGAGAAUUCUUGAUCAUGGGGCUAUAAGAGCUUGUGUUCGAGUGAAAACAAGAGUGGAUUGCCUUUGCAAACACGGGCUGAACCAUAGAGAAGCUUUCAAGCUUUUGGAACGUGAACCUCGAAUUAUUACUUAUGAUCUCUCAGGCAUUGAGCAGAAGAUUGAUUUCCUACUGAACCGGAUGGGUUAUUCAAUUGGAAGUCUAAUGGAUGCCCCAGAAUACUUGGGUGUGAAUUUUGAAAAGCAGAUAGUUCCUAGGUACAGAGUUAUAGAAUAUUUGAGAUCGAAAGGUGGUCUCGGGUUUAAUGUGGAUCUGAGAUGUAUGAUGAAGCUGACCAGACGACGGUUUUGCAACCUUUUUGUCAAACCAUACCCAGAAUGUGAAAAGCUCUAUGGGAGUUCAAAAAGAGGCAUGGCUGCUGAAACAAGAAAAUCACUUGAGCUUUGGAAAUUGUUUAAGCCUGAAAAAUUUCCCGAGUCCAAGGAGGAUAUCAAGAAUAUCAAACAGUUCAUGGAAUCAAUAAUUUAGUGUUUUACACGUUAGAUUCAACAGAGGAAAAUUCGGUGGUCCAAGUUGGCGGUAAAAUGGUCAUUGACUAAUGUCAAAUGCAAACCAAGUAGUUCCACAUGAAUAUCCUUUUUGCUACAAGCUUUUUGAGAUCAAAAUGGUGAUAAUAAUGAGGAAGCUGAUUUUGGUUAAAGAAACAGACUUGCUUUUGUGUUUGUAUACCGACUUUUGAUCAAACAAGUCAGCUAUGCAUACUGCAAAGUUAUCCUCGCCAAUGCAGGGCAAAUCAAAAUGUAUUCCCCGCCAACUAGAUUUCAUUUGCUUGGCAAUCAAGUGAAGGACUUCGUUGUGACUGUCCAGGUAGAGUUUUUGAAGUAUAACAACGUUAUGGAGCAUAAUUUUAUCCUCACCAAUGCAGGGCAAAUCAAAAUGUAUUCCUGUGAUGUAUAGUUGUAUAUGCAAUUGCUGACAUGGCUAAUGAUGUGCAAUGACUACUAUCAUCCCAGUUUUAUUCAUGAAUUUUUCUUUAUUUGGUGAUGUGCAUGGUAAUCCCAUAAACUUAUAUCGAAGUGUGAUGUUUGCUGAA